GCCCGUGACGUUUGAGCUAACCGUAUCGUAUCAAAAAUUAUCAGUGAAACCAUAAAAUAGUCAUCACCAUGAGCAAAAGUAAUGAAAAACUGUUGGACAACAUUUAUGAAGACCAUCGAUUGAAUAUUGAAAAUAAUUUGCGGCAAAUUGUCAACAGCUAUGCCACAUCUAUCAGCCGAUCAGCCUCCAGUGAUGAUGAAAUGAGACUGUUUUUUGAAUCGUUCCGUAAACGUGUGAAGAACCUUUGCAGAGGUGCUUGUGCAAAACGUAUGGCAAGCAUAAAGGAAGAGCAAAUAAGCCUACUGACAAGCAACGGGAACGUUAACGAAACAGAUUUGGCUUCCAAACCAUUGAACAAAGACGAUGAAGUCGAUGAAAAGGCAGCCCUGACUAAAGUAAGCUCAACCCUUACCGAUGAACCAACGCCACUGACCACAAUUUCCGAUAUGGAUAUUGAUCAGUUUCUUCUACGUGCACAAAAUCGCGUUGCUUUGGCUCCAAAACGACCAAGUUUUGAAGACUCGUCGACCGAGAACAGUCCAAAACGGCAAUACCCCUCGGAAAAGUCCGAAAUAACAAAAAACAAAGUCAAACAUCUCUCGUCGAAAAUGGCCAAAAACCUGAGAAGCCACCUACCAUCGAUAUUGGACACCGCAUUGCUAUCCUCAGGUCGAAUCCGUGCAUUUUGUUUCUUUUGCGAGCAAACAAUGGAAGAGAGUCUUGACGCUUGGAAAGUUCAUUUAUUAAAGCAUACAGGUGAAAAAGAGUAUUAUUGCAGCGGUUGCCAUACGGAGCUGUCAUCAAAAGACUCGCCAGAACAUUGUAUGGGACAUGUGAUUCGAGAAACAUUUUCCGAUGCAAAUUUGCAAGCAUUCAUGUGCAACAUUUGUGACUACAUAAAGGUCAACAACAAUGAGGUCAUCGAACAUAUUAAAAACGAUCACACAAAAUCGAUGCAAGGGGCCAGUGACCAUGUGAAAAAAGUCACAUUAAUUCCAAAUGUGUGUCGUCUUACAGUGCAGGUCGUGUCAAAGUAUAAGUUUGUUCCAGCCGCUUGUCGUUAUGACUGUGGCAUUGAAGAUUGCAUUAUGAUUUGCUACAAUAAAAACGAGUUCAAAGAUCACUUUUUUAAAGAGCAUCCGGGUGACAAAAAAUACGUAUGUACCCAUUGCAAAGAAGAAAUUAUACGAAAUGCUACGGACGAUCAAGGUUUUUUCCUGGCCAUCAUUAGGCAUUUGGAGCUUCAUGACAGUUGUUUGUACCAGUGUGGCGUGUGCAAUAUGCAAUUUGUCGGCGACGCAGAUGUCAUUGAACAUUUUUCCAUGGAACACAGUGCCAGCGAUUGUUUGUACCACCGUGAGAUUCGAAGUGUUAAACAGACGGAAAAUUUGGACGAGAUCAACAUUUUAUUCGAGUGUAAUUUAUGUUCGGCACGUUUUUUCAAUCAGUCCACUGCAUCGAAUCAUUAUUUGAAGCUCCACAACUCAAUCAAUUUUGAUUUGACGCUGAUUAAACUGGUGAAAAAGGUGAAUGACACCAAAUGGUCCAAAUCAAUGGAAUGGAACAUGAAACUACAGCAACAUUUCGUGUGUAAUUGGUGUGGCGACACGUACAAGAUCAAAGAAAAUUUUGUCCAUCACCACGUCGAGCGGCACCAAUUCAAAGAAUUGUCUAUUGGAUUCAGGGGCAUUUACUUGACGGACAAUUCAGAUGAACCAUGGUCGAGAUUUGACCAAUAUUUAGUGUACUACUGUCAACACUGUUGCAGUGUUGCAAUUUUUGGCGACGUCAAUGAUGUUUAUAGUCACUGGAAAUUAGUUCAUGAACAAACAAAGCCAGUGAAACCAUUCCGUUUCAUGGUUGCGCAACUGGUACUCUGCAAUUAUUGCAAUGAGGUGAGUACUUUUGAAGGUUUGAAAAUCCAUCAAGCCAAACAACAUCCAAAGAGCGUGUUUUCCAUUCGAAAUCUAUUGAAUCGGUCGAAUUGCGGUCUAUGUUCGGAUGCUGCCAAUGAUCUUGUUCAUCAUUCAAUUGAACAAAAUCACCAGACGUUGCUUGAAAUGAAAAUUUUCAAUCCGAUCGCGAUGUCCGAAGAUAUAUUGAAGAAACUGGUUAAUGUUAAGGGGCACAAAAAACGCAAAUGCAAACAUUGCACCGAGGUGUUCGAGACAAAAGACAAAUUUUAUGAACAUCAUGAUCAUAAACAUCAAUCAAUCAAAGCAAAAUAUGAGAAAAUUUAUGACAACGGAAGCAUACACAUGAUUUGUGGCUGCUGUAAAAUCAAAAUCAAUCCAGAACAUCUAUUCGAUCAUCUUAAAUAUCAUGGUAUUUCGUCGAUUGAACAUUUGAAAACCUUUUAUUGGGAAACAAUGGUGGUACUAGGUAAUGGACUUAUUUUGAACAAGUACAAUUUUUUUGGCACUGAAGUUGAUGACAGUAAAGAUUUUUUCGACGAAAUCGAGACACACGAUUGGAGUUAUAAGUAAUUAGAUAUGACGAAUUGGGAUUUAAAUUUUUUUUUGUACGAAUUUAUUGAUAACGAAUGACACUCAAAAGUUAAAAUUCAAACUUACUUCUGAAUAUAAAAAAAUUGC
This is a messenger RNA of Contarinia nasturtii (swede midge), 2594 nucleotides long. Its product is annotated as zinc finger protein 808-like. Gene Ontology annotation, biological process: regulation of transcription by RNA polymerase II. The transcript has 4 exons. The record is from RefSeq and is a predicted model, not a curated record. The coding region runs from base 69 to 2486 and encodes 805 amino acids. Gene Ontology annotation, molecular function: RNA polymerase II transcription regulatory region sequence-specific DNA binding; DNA-binding transcription factor activity, RNA polymerase II-specific. Lineage: Eukaryota; Metazoa; Arthropoda; Insecta; Diptera; Cecidomyiidae. Gene Ontology annotation, cellular component: nucleus.